Molecule: messenger RNA, 1172 nt
Organism: Pelecanus crispus (Dalmatian pelican)
Lineage: Eukaryota; Metazoa; Chordata; Aves; Pelecaniformes; Pelecanidae
Source: RefSeq, a predicted model, not a curated record
AUGCUGCACCUGAAAGUCCAGUUUCUGGAUGACUCCCAGAAGAUCUUUGUAGUUGAUCAAAAAUCCUGUGGAAAAGGGCUGUUCAACCUCACCUGCAGCCACCUCAACCUUGUGGAGAAGGAGUACUUUGGGCUGGAGUUUCGCAGCCAGGCUGGGAACCACGUGUGGCUGGAACCACUAAAACCCAUAACAAAGCAAAUCAAAAAUCCUAAGGAGGUUCUUUUCAAAUUUAUGGUGAAAUUUUUCCCAGUGGACCCCAGCCAUCUGAGAGAAGAGCUGACCAGGUACCUCUUCACCCUCCAGAUCAAGAAGGACCUGGCACUGGGGCGGCUGCCCUGCAGCGACAAGAGCGCGGCGCUGCUCGUCUCCCACCUGCUGCAGUCAGAACUGGGUGACUUCCACGAGGAGACGGACCAGCAGCACCUGGCAAGCCACAGGUACCUGCCCAACCAGGAGUACCUGGACAACAAGAUCAUGCACUACCACCGGAGACACCGGGGGAAGACACCGGCCGAGUCAGACGUUCAGCUGCUGGAUGUGGCCAGGAAGCUGGAGAUGUACGGGAUUCGCCCGCACCCCGCCAGCGACGGCGAGGGGACGCAGAUCAACCUGGCCGUGACACACAUGGGAGUGCUGGUCCUGCGGGGCAAUACAAAGAUCAACACAUUCAACUGGUCCAAAAUUCGCAAACUGAGUUUCAAGAGGAAGCAUUUUCUCAUCAAGCUCCAUGCAAACAUCUCUGCACUGUGCAAGGACACACUGGAGUUCACCAUGGCGAGCCGGGAUGCCUGCAAGGCUUUCUGGAAGACAUGCGUGGAGUACCAUGCCUUCUUCAGGCUGUCUGAAGAGCCCAAGUCAAAGCCCAAAGCCCUUCUGUGCAGCAAGGGCUCCAGUUUCCGCUACAGUGGGAGGACGCAGAGGCAGCUGCUGGAGCACGGGAGGAAAGCGAAGAUGAAGAGCCUGCCCUUUGAGAGGAAGCACUACACAUCCCGCUACGAUGAGAGGGUCCCCGAGCCCAUGCGGGACAGCCGGCGCCGGAGCUCCGCCGUGGAGGUGACAUUUGCCACCGAGCUGGAGCGCUCCAAGCCUGAAGCAACGCCCGCCUUCCUGUCCCACUCCAAAAGCUCUUCCGCCUUCCCCCUGCUCUAUGCCGAGCUGGAGCUGGAGAGGGC